This is a messenger RNA of Spirodela intermedia, 5875 nucleotides long. The record is from the annotation of a GenBank genome assembly. Lineage: Eukaryota; Viridiplantae; Streptophyta; Magnoliopsida; Alismatales; Araceae.
AUGCCAGCCGCUACGUUGGCAGUCCAUGGGGGCAUAAUUACUGGUCUCACCCGGGGUACGAGGGUGUCGUCUAGGUUUUGCGCGUCCUGGAAGACGGAUUUUCCUGGUGUGGCGAAGUGUGGAAGCCCGAUGCCUGACCGAGGCCACUGCUGCGGACCACAUCUUGGUUCGCUUCCGAAGGCAAUGGAGAUGAUGCGGUUCGGUCGUGGAGUGGAAAGUAGCACUAGGUCAACACCAAAGUUCCGAAGAAUAAGAGCACAGAGCUCUGGUGAGUUUCAUCUUAUUAUCAGUGGCCAUGGAUAUGUACCCAUGCAUUUCCCGUGUUCUUCAGUGUAUCUACGUGUCUAUAUUUAUUUUUGAAAUCAAUUUUUUGUAUUAUAAUCUGGAAGCUACUGUUUUUGUCCCAGACUAUCCGUUUCAUCUGAAGAUGAGGUGGUUUUCCCUCCACAUUCCUUUGGAUAUUGUUCGUCAGGAUUCUGUAUUCUAUAACCCACUUUCGUCACAAUAUCUUAUUUUUUGUCUUCACAUAUGCCUGGACAUAAUGAUUCGUACAAAUAGAAAAUAUACCAAUAGGCCUUGUCAACUUCUACCAUCAGAUCAUGGCUCUUUUCGUUUUUUUCAAUUUCUCGAGAAUGAUAACUUUUAAAACCAAGGUUAUACUUAUUUUCACCAUAUACAGGAUCCAAUUUUGUUCCAGCGCCUGAUUUAUUCUUUGCAGAAAUCAUCAAUACUCAAUAUAUUUCAUUAAAUCCAUUGUCAGUACAUGAUUGAAACUACAUGUUGGACUGUCACUUGCUUCUGCUCGUUCAGAUUGAGAACCAAACCCUGAAUUCUUGUGGAUAAGUGAACUGAUUUAUAGGUGAUAAUAUGGGAAGAAAAAAAAGUGAACUCAUUUAAUGAAUCAUGUCGGUCAUUGUAUAGUUAACACCAUCCACUGGUUUUUACGUUAUCAACUUUAGCCUUUUUUGGAGAUCCAUGUAUUCCCAUGUCAACCUAGUUACUGGUUUGAUGAUCCUUGUUCAUCUUUCUAAGAUUUAACGAGUUUGCCAACAACGUAAUAUCCAGUUCAUAAUGGUAACGCAAAGCUCCGUGACACAGAUAUAGAUCAAUUAAUACUUUUUCAUGGACUAGCAUGGGUAUUAUCUUCAAUGAUAGUGACAUUUAUUGACUUAGCAUAUGAUUUUACUCAUCCUGCAGAGGGAGAUAUUGAGGACGCUUCCUCCCACAAGAUUCAGACGAAAUCUUCUGGGACAGUUCUACCAUAUGUCGGUAUCGCAUGCCUUGGGGCUAUUUUGUUUGGAUAUCAUCUCGGGUAGCUACUCUUCUCCUGUUUGAUUUCGUGUACCACUGAUCGUAGCGUUAAAGCUAUCGUAAUGUUGCACUUUUCACAUGUCUGUUUGUAUUGAUGCCUUUUAAGUAGUUGGAAUUUUUCUAUUUCCCCAACAUAGUCAGGAGAGACGUCCGAACAUUUUACCAAUCACAUUCCCUUUGCAGUGUUGUUAAUGGAGCACUUGAAUAUCUUUCUAAGGAUCUUGGAAUUGCAGAGAACACUAAUUUACAAGGUCAGUCCACAAAUCUCUUUGAAUAAUUUAUGAUUAGUUUGGUGAUUUUUUGGGUGCUAUCUAUCCGGAAGUAAAAAUAUCUUUGUCAAAACUGGAGGCUUAGUAUUGCAGCCUGUUUUAUCAUCCUCGUUUGUUGUUCAUUUGCCUUUGAAUUAUAAUUAAGAUCACAUUGAUUUAAGUUUACAAAUAUUUCCCUCAUUGGCUGCAUUUUUCGUUGCAGGAUGGAUUGUAAGCGCACUUCUUGCUGGGGCCACUGUUGGGUCCUUCACAGGGGGGUCUUUGGCUGACAAAUUUGGUCGAACAAAAACGUUUCAGCUAGAUUCGAUUCCUCUUAUUAUUGGGUCCUUUCUUUGGUAUGUCUUGCGUCCCUUGUUUUACUUUACCCUGUUUUAUUUGAUUUUUCCUCAUAUGAUUUUAUUUGGUUAACCUUGUAAAAAAGAAAACUUCCUGUCAGUGCUACCGCGCAGGAUGUGCGUACAAUGAUAAUUGGCCGUCUACUUGCUGGAAUUGGAAUUGGUGUUUCCUCUGCCAUUGUUCCGCUGUACAUAUCUGAGGUAGUAAUGAAAAUUAUUAUUCCUAAUUUUCGUUCUUUUCAGUUUUUCCACCCCUAACAUUCUGACAAUUCAGAUAUCGCCGACUGAGAUACGUGGAGCACUUGGAUCUGUGAACCAGCUUUCUAUAUGCAUUGGCAUCCUUGGUGCUUUGGUGGCCGGACUCCCUUUAGCUGGAAAUCCUCUUUGGUACAUGUUUCUCGUGCUUCAAAAGAUAAUUCUGUGCAGUAUCAUUUAUCAAUCCUGAAUCAUAAUUUCUGGUGUCAUUUCCAAAUGCCUUCAUAAGUUUUUGUGAAUGAAUCUAUACUAGAAAAUGAAGUUGGUAAAUGUUUAUAAAGAUAUCUAUUUUCAAGUUAGCGGAAAGCAUACUUCAUAUCUAUUUACAGGAUCGUCACAGCUGUGUUGACUUUUAUUGUUAGUUGGAAAUUUAAACUUUCAGGUUUGAACCCUGGUUGAUGGCUGAUUAAUUAAUGAAAGCCAUGCAGAUGUAUAGGAUCUUGGAUCCUUGCACAGAGUGGGAGGGCCUUGUAUUGAUAAAUUGGGACACUUUUGUUUCCGUUCACAUAUUUUCAUCUUCCUCUUUCUUUUUUACGUUGAUUCUGGAAAUCACAAGCUCUUAGAGAAUCAAUUCAAUUAGAGAAUCACUAAAGAGAUCCAUUAAAUUAGAGAAUCACAAAAGAGAUCUAUUAAAUUAGCGCAUCUCUCCAGGCCCAUUGAAUUUACAUGGUCUUUCAAACUUCUGUAUGAUUUCCCUCAAAAUAUCAUCAUAUAAUUCUAUUUUUCAUUCAUUAAUCAGGUGGAGAACCAUUUUCGGGAUUGCAAUCGUUCCUUCUGUUUUAAUGGGACUGGGAAUGGUUUUCUCUCCAGAAAGUCCCCGUUGGCUUUUCCAGGUGCUGUCUUGAAUAUGUGUAUAUUUCCUUUCUGAGUUUAUAUGGUUAGAUUCUUCGUUCUCAGUUGUUGGAUCUCUUAUUCUAUAGCAAGGGAAAACAAGUCAGGCAGAAUCAGCAGUAAAAUCACUAUAUGGUGCUCAAAAAGUUGAUGAAGUCAUGAAUGACUUACGAACUGGUGGCGGCCAGAGCUCUGGAGAGCAUGAUGCCGGUUGGUUGGAACUGUUCAGCAAACGCUAUUGGAAAAGUAUGAAAUUUUUGUUUCACUUCUUCAUUUUUUGAAGAGGGUCUGAGACUUUUUUCUGCACAGAAUCAUUUGCGUGAUGCACUUGGUGUAUGCCACCAGGAAAUAGAUGCGUUAGUGUGGUUGCAUAUAAACUGCUGCUUUAGUUAGUGCAUCCGUGCAUUGCAAUAGGACUCAAAACUUACCAUAUUCUACCGUUUACUUCAGAUUACGAAGACAUAUAUUUACAAUAAAAACAGCUUAGUCUUUUUAUGCACGUAGGAAUUCACCUAUUCUUUCACGCUCGGAACCUCGUUUCAGAACAUCCAAAUUCAGCUUUAUGACGUCUGAUAAUUUACAAGACCUGGCGUUACUUUCAAUUUUUUAUUUAUGUCGGUGUAGUGGCCAUUUGUGUGCUUUUCUGUGAUUAUAUAUAUGUAGAAGGAAAUCACUUUAGUUAGAUGACAGAUUUAUUUGUGUCAAUUAUGCAUCUUUUCCCACAUGUUAGCAGAUUAUUCCCAUCAUGUUAACAGAGGUACAUGGGUGUUCUUUGAACUCAGAGGCAUGAUAGUGCAAAGGUUGAACAUCAUGUCAACUAAGGUUGCUGGAGAAAUGACAGAGAAGAAGGGAAAAAGAGUUUGUGAUUUACCAUGAAACGAAAGAAGGUUCCUCUUGAGUGUUUCCCAGGCGUUGACAGUAUGGUUUGUUUGGACAAUUCCUGAAUCCAUUGUAAUUCGAUUAUUGAGCGACUUAACUUUUACUUUGUCGAUCAUCACUAGCAAAUCACGAACAGUCUCCUUUGUAUUGUUGAAAAUGUGUAGAAUUCUUUCUACUUUGUUCUCUACCUUGCAUUACUGUUAGAUAAUACCAGUCGUAUGCUAUGCUUUUUUCUUUUUUCUCUAACUUUCACCAAUAACAACUGCAGUUGUGAGUAUUGGGGCAGCACUUUUCUUGUUUCAACAGCUAGCUGGAAUAAACGCGGUGGUUUACUAUUCUACAUCCGUAUUCCGUAAUGCUGGGAUCACUUCUGAUGUUGCAGCCAGUGCUCUUGUUGGGGCGUCGAACGUUUUUGGUCAGAGUAUUCCUCUUCCUUGCAAUCAUUGGGCAGAAAAAUGGUCUGAUUUCAGCUUCUCAUAUUUUUUUCUAAUUCAUUUCAUUGCUGGAUCUGUGUUUGCAGGAACGGCCGUUGCAUCUUCUUUAAUGGACAAGCAAGGGAGGAAAAGCCUUCUGACGAUUAGCUUUGUGGGGAUGGUAAACACUUCCUCUGGCACAAAACAUCUAUGAAUUUUUAGUCUCAAAACUCUGGUUUAUGUUGUAGCAUUUCGAAUGGAAAUACCUUGCAUAUGUCGUCUUAAUACCAGGAAGAAAGUCAACGGUUGGACCUUGGGGCAGCAAGUGGGAAGUUGAUAGCUGUAGAGGACUAUGGCCCUAUGACCAGCAUGAUGAGCUCGACACAGUCAACGGACAUGGCUUCUUAGGGAUCCAGAUAGUGGGAUGGCAGAAGUAUUAGGGAACGGAGGAAUUUCGUACGGUCGGUUGGCUCAUCUCUGGAGAUAGCAGUUUUGGAGGUAAAAAUGGAAGGUAGCUACUCUCCGUGUUUAUUCUUCGUCAAGGGGUUGACCCGUUCCUGGGUGAAAUAUUAUGUAACGGAUGAAGAGCAGAAAAAGGAUCAUUACUGCAGAUUUCGUACGGUGGGUUGACUCAUAUUUGAUUAUAGCAGUUUAGGAGAUUAAAAAUGCAAGGUUUUUAAUUGAGGAGUUGACAUUCAGAUGGUAGCUACUCUCGGGAUUAAACUUCGUCAAGGGGUUGACCUGUUCCUGGCUGAAACAAUCAUCCGGAGAUCCUCUCAAAAACAUUCUCCUGACGGAGGUUGAUGAGGAUAAACCAUCUUUCUAGGCAAUUCAUGGUUUCAUGUUGUUUUAGAUCGUGGAUUCUGCCAUGGCUUGAUUCAUCUCCAGCUGAUCAAUGUGGAAGACGAGCCAUUUUGCGGCUGCUCAGCCAUGGAUACUUCAGUGACGAAUAUUCCAUGUCUUCUGCUUGCAGGGUGCCUCCAUGCUGCUGCUCUCCCUGUCAUCUUCCUGGAGCGUCCUGGCGCCAUACACUGGAACCCUAGCCGUCUUCGGGACCGUCAUGUAAGUGGAAGGAGGCAUUUCACUUCCAACCAUGCAGACUAUUUACCGUAAAAAUAAUAAUAGUAAUAAUAAUAAUAAUGGGUAUGGCUCUUCUCCCUGUGUUCAAACAGCUACGUCCUGUCCUUCUCCCUGGGCGCCGGCCCCGUCCCCGCCCUUCUCCUCCCCGAGAUAUUCGCCUCCAGGAUCCGCGCCAAGGCCGUCGCCCUCUCUCUGGGGAUGCACUGGGUAAGAAAGCUCCCUCCGCCCGCCCCCUUCCGUCAUCCUCAUUCCCGCUAGGGUUUCUUCGUCCUCUAGGGUCUCUUCUGGUGAUGGUCUGAGCUCUGGUGGCAUGCAGGUGUCCAACUUCGUGAUCGGGCUGUACUUUCUGAGCGUGGUGAACAGGUUUGGGAUCAGCAGGGUUUAUCUGGGGUUCGCCAGCGUGUGCCUACUCGCCGUCCUCUACAUCGCCCGGAAUGUGGUGGAGACGAAGGGCCGCUCCCUGGAGGAGAUCGAGCGCGCCCUCAGCGCCACCGCCCUCUGA